AUGCAUCACCCCAUAGAACUUGUUCGAGUCAACUCGCUUGACCAAGUCAAACUACUCACAGCUCUCGGAUCCAAGACAUGGAUUAAUGAUCCUGUGUUUGAAUUGUUCUGUCCAGACCGUCAUAAAUCACCCAAGAACUAUCAUCAAUUGUGGAGAAUCAUUCUCAAGGACGAGUUUUCCCAGCCUGGUACCGUCAUCAUUGCCGCUUGCAAGGAUGGAUCCAAGGAUAUGCGCAACGCAGUAGGUUUUGCAGUAUGGCGAAGACACGGCAAAGGCGACAUCGCCCGAAGCUGGCGAAGUGACAGUCUUGGAAAAAGUAAGAUCCUCCUUAAAGCAGAUCACUAUCUCUGGAGAUGUAAAUCUGACAUGCGUCGACAAACAGAACUGAGUAGAUUGGCGGCUAUUCUCGAGCUGGUCUAUUGCAUCAUACUUGGGCGAUUGCCUCUUGUUGGCUUAAUCGACCUCUUGUUGGCACACCGAAAUGUCGAGAAGCUUUACCCAGAGGAACGAUGGCGUCUCUCUUACCUGGGCGUGUCACCAGAUUCACAGAACUGUGGCGUCGGGAAAACGCUUCUGCAGUGGGGGAUUGAGCGCAGCGAAGAGGAAGAAGCGCCUGCGGUACUCGAGUCCAGCAAGCCUGGCAGGGCUUUGUAUGAAAAAAUGGGGUUCAGAGUAAUUGGUUGGCAGAAGAUCAAUGGAGGUAAGCUGCAACACCCGGCAAUGCUUCGGGAGGCACGAGGGCACAAGAAGUUGGUUUGA
Messenger RNA from Colletotrichum truncatum, 759 nucleotides. RefSeq lists its product as uncharacterized. The record is from RefSeq and is a predicted model, not a curated record. Gene Ontology annotation, molecular function: acyltransferase activity, transferring groups other than amino-acyl groups. NCBI's taxonomy places the organism in Eukaryota, Fungi, Ascomycota, Sordariomycetes, Glomerellales, Glomerellaceae.